AUGACGCACAAGCCUGACCUGGAGCACUCCAACUCGGAGCCAGGCUUGUGCGAGGGCCGGCCCGUCAACCUCUCGGCCACCCGGCCACUUCCCAAGCCCGGCCCGGCCCGGCCUUAGAAAAGCCUCAAGCAAAAAUGGCCGGCCCGGCCCAAAAAGCUCAAAUUUUUUUCAUGUCAAACUUUUCGCUUUUUUAACGAGAAAAGUGGGAUUAUUUACUUAUUUUUCCUCAUAGAGUUAUAAGAAACUAUGAUUUAUAUAUCAAGUGAAAAAUAAUUUUUUUCGGCAAAAUUUUUUAAAAAAAUGAAAUUAAAGAUUUUUUUCAAAGCCCGGCCUGGCCCGAGCCCGCGCGGGCUUUUUUUGAAAAAAAUUGAGGCCCAAAGCCGGGCCGGCCCGCCCGGCCUGACGCACUCUGCCAGAAUGGCGCACGGUGCGGUCUAGCCUUGAGCACUUCGGUGCGUAACUUGGGCCUGCACCGUGCAACAUCGGUGGUUUUUUGGUGCCAUACGGGUGCAUAUGUGUCAAAACAGUGCUUUUAGCGUGCUGCCCCACUGCGGCACCAAAAAAUCACCGAUAUUGCACGGUGCAGGCCCAAGUUACGCACUGAAGUGCUCAAGGGUAGACCGCACCGUGCGCCAUUCUGGCAGAGCACAAGCCUGCUCGGAGCGAAAAUGCGAGAAAGCAUUUUCGCCCCAUCGCUCUUCGAAUUUUCGUUUUCGAUUUCGCGUACAUUCGCUGACUCAUUUUCAGGCUUGUGCGAGGGCUGGCCCACCAACCUCUCUCAGAAGAAGCCCGACCUGGCCCGAGCCCACACAGGCUUUUUUUCUGUGGAUUUUGACUUUUUUUAGUUUAAUUUUGUCUUAUAAAGAGGAUAUAUUAUUAAUAAAUAUUUCUUUGAAUUUAUAUAAGAAAAGUUUGAAUGGUUUUUUUUACGAGAAAAGUUUUACUUUUUGUGCGCAGAUGUUUAUGAUCAAAUUUUUUUAAACUCGAAAAAGCAAAUUUCACAUAUUGUGAAAUCUUUUUUUUUCACCUCUUCUUGUUAGCAAGGGCACUAGGGUGCGUAUAUUUAUUUUAGAGUUCGCUCUCUCACACGCGAUAUCAUCGUGAUAUAUAAUUUCCAGACAAUUCACGAUGAAACGGAACUCAAUAGACAAAGAUAAUCUCGACUUCUAUGAACUUCUCGGCUUGGAAAAAACUGCUUCCGAAGCCGAAAUUAAGAGUUCGUAUAGAAAGUUGGCUUUGAAAUACCACCCAGAUCGAAAUCCUGGAGAUGUCCAUGGUACGCCUUUUUUAUCCCUUUUUUGCAUUAAAAUCGUUACAGCGCAAGAAGAGUUCAAAAAAAUUUCUAUCGCCUACUCAGUUUUGUCCGAUCCUAAUAAAAGAAGGCAGUACGAUGUGAGCGGACCGUCUUCGAGCCAAUUAGAUUUCGAAGGUUUCGACGUCACCGAAAUGGGCGGUGUCGGUAACUUUUUAUUUUUUUAAAAGCAUUAAAAAACUGAUCAUUUUUGAAAUCCAGGACGUGUUUUUGGCGCCCUUUUUACGAAACUGGGCGUUCCCAUACCCACCCAAAUUGUUCCCAAGGUAAUACAUUUUUUAGCGAGCGGUCUUUUUCAAAACAAAUUGAUUUUCUUUAUCUCAUAUUUUUCCAGGUUCUUGCUCAAGCCCGAGAUCUGUGCCUGGGACAAGAGUGUGACGCGACUUCUAAACAGUUAGUUCCAGGAGAGGUUAUACAUGCUAGCGUCGGAAAACAGGUUCAUUCGCUUUUUUUUCUGAGCUUAUCAUUGUGCAGCAAGGACACUUCUACAACAUGACAAUGAGAGAUGAGUGGCGCCAGAACGGUAUUAUGAUUGUUUGCAAAUCUUCUUCUUCGAGCAAGUUCAAGCUCGUGUUGUUUGAUAAAGAAGGCGGCGUCAGACUGAUUCAGGUGUUCGAAAAAUUUCUCUAGUUAAAACAAACGUUAUUUGAAGGAGAGCCAAAAGAAAAAGUCUGGUACGCAGUCGGAAAUGUUCUUCGUGCCUUUCACAAUCGCUAAUCUUGGUGAAUUUGUUCCGAUGAAGUAUCACUUAGAAGAUAAGUAAGUUUGGAAAAAAAGUCCUCUUUACGGUUUGAGCUGCCAAAAAACUGAUGGUAGGAAGGAAUUUUGGGUUCCCGAAUAUUCGUGAGCGUUAAUUGUGCAUACACCAAUCUUGGAGGCUCGAAUCUUUGCAAACGAUUCUUGGAAAUAUUCACCUCUUUUUCUGAUUUUUUUAUAAUUUUUUUCCAAUGUUUUUUUGUUAACAGAAGUUGAUAGAGAAUAUAUAAGAGUGAAUGAAAAUGUGGUAGCCGUUCUGCAGAGAAUAUUUGACUACGUGUAAGCGAGAAAGACGCAUUAUUUGAUAAGAAGUUAGUUGAAAAAAUCAUAGUGUUCAUUUGUGGUCGAAACACGACAUCUUCACAAUAGAACGACAAAGGAAAAAAAAUGUAGGAAAAAAUAGAAGGAAAUUCAAAAAAGAGGGGAAUAUUCCCAAGAAUCGUUUGCAAAGAUUCAAAUUUUCAAAAACCCAAUUUUGUGGACUAUAUCGCAGCGAGAGUAACGCUAUACCGCGGGGGAGCCGCGAGCGAUAUCGCUCGCCUCUCGCUGCGACCUCGCAAACGUCUUGCGCUACAUCGCUCUCUGAAAUAUUUUUCUUCAAAAAUGUUUUUUUCUUGAAUUUGAUUGAUUUCAUCAUAAAAGUCAAAAAUAAAGCAAAAAAAAUGUUUUUCAAAUUUCAAAUUUUUGAGAGGGAGAUAUGGCAGCAAGACUUUGACGAGGUCGCAGCGACAUGUUGGCGAGAUCGCAGCGAGAAGCCUUGGCUAUAUCGCGUGCGGCCCGCUGCGAUAUCGGCAAUUAUGUUGGGGGAAGAUUCGAGCCUCCAAGAUUGGUGUAUGCACAAUUAACGCUCACGAAUAUUCGGGAACCCAAAAUUCCUUCCUACCAUCAAAAAACUUUCUCUAAUUGAUUUUAAUAUAACCGGAAAUGUGCUGAUAAGCUCGUUUACUUAACUAUGUCGAAUGUUUUUUUUUGGGGGGUAUUUAAUUAAAUUAAAUAGUGAUCUUAAGGCGAAUAUUUCCAGAAUCGAUUUAAGGAAAAGUUGGAUUUUUUUUUUCUAAAGUGGCUUUAUUGGGAUAGUCUUUCGGCUUGAUUUUCGUAGCUUGCUCCUUGAUAACCUUAACAAUGCACGAUAUGGUUAUUUCAAUUCACUGGACCGUUUGCGUAAUGAUUUUUGUUGCAGAGACAAAUCAUCGUUAAGAUUUUGAUGUGAUAUUUUUCUGUCCUCAGAGAAACUCCGUUGCCUUUCCACUACUUGGACACGUUGGAGACCCAAGUCGCCCAGCUUCUAGACACGAGAACCCAUCAUCUUUGCGUUUACGGAGACAACUGGAUCAACGAUGUCAAGUAUUACAGAUUUUCAGAAUUUUUUUUUCCCAAAUCACCAUGUUUAGGUAUAGUAUUUCAUUCGUCCCCGUUUCUCCUGAUGCAACUAGCCCCCUUCUUGAGAUAUCUGAGGCAACACCGAUCUUUUGGUUUUUGUUUAAUUUGAACGUUUAGCUCGAGAAGUGCUUGACCGAGAAGAAGUCUGAAAUGUCCAAGUUUCAGAAGGAAUUUUUGGAAGCCAGGAAGAAGUCGGCUGUUCCCAUUACAUAUGGAAAAAAAAAUGAUUUUUUUUUAAGGUAUGAAGAAGCUUGCGAGCGCUUGAAAGCAGAAGACAAAGGCAUACAAGAAGAUCUGAAGAAAAGAGAAAAGCUUUACGAUGACGUCAUCAAUAGAAGCCACGCUGUUUAUUACACCCAGGUUUUAACUGACAGUAAGAUAUCCUUUUUCACGCAUUUUCCAUUUUCUAGGUUUCUCCGAGCAGAUCUUCCAAAGGCCUUUUCGGUUGGCUUAGUGGAAAGUAA
This is a messenger RNA of Caenorhabditis auriculariae, 3912 nucleotides long. The record is from the annotation of a GenBank genome assembly. NCBI's taxonomy places the organism in Eukaryota, Metazoa, Nematoda, Chromadorea, Rhabditida, Rhabditidae.